UCAGGGCCAGCCUGGUCUACAUAGCGAGUUCAGGCUAGCUGGGGCUACAGAAAGACCCUGUCUCAAAAACACCAAAAAAAUAGAGAUUGGGUGGUAUAGGGAGAUGACCACUGAAGGUCAUUCUAAGUGUGGCUCUCCUAGCAGGCAGGUCCAUGGCUGGCAAGACUCUGCCCACUGAACACCAGGAAGAGGAGACUACCAAAGACCUAUCGUCGAAACUACCAGCAGUGAGGCCUGGAGGUCACCUGCCCAGCACUCAUGAGGCCCGCCCUACAGGUCUGGGUCCAGCCUCCCGUCGGGGCUCUGUGUUGGGUCUAGCCCGGUCCUUUUCACGUUGCAACUCACUAGCUGGACCGCUAGUGGGUCCUGGAGGUCGAAGACCAUCCCUGGGCCCAAUGCCCCAUCUAGGUUCACGGGUCAGCUUUUCUGGGCUGCCCCUGGUGCCUGCCGGUCAAAUGGCACCCUCAUACCGCACAGAGCCAGCACCAGGGGAGCGCUGGGAGGCUGCAAGUGCACAGCGUGCCCUGGAGGCAGCACUGGAUGCAAGGCUGUCCAAUGUGUGCUACUCGGGUACUGAGGCAGGAAGACUGACAUGGGAGCUGUGUGAACAGAUACGCAUGUGCCUGCAUGAGCUCUGUCUACCGCGCUACAAGCUGGUGUGCAGUGUGGUACUGGGGCCACGCAUGGGCCAGGGUGUGCACGUGGUCAGCCGUGCUCUCUGGGAUGCUGCGCAUGAUGGGCUGGCCUCUGCCACCUUCACCAAUGCCUCAUUGUUUGCGGUAGCUACUGUCCAUGGGCUCUACUGGGAAUGAGAAGGACUUCAAAUUCUGCAA
Messenger RNA from Nannospalax galili (Upper Galilee mountains blind mole rat), 833 nucleotides. RefSeq names its product Tctex1 domain containing 4 (gene Dynlt4). The transcript has a single exon. NCBI's taxonomy places the organism in Eukaryota, Metazoa, Chordata, Mammalia, Rodentia, Spalacidae. Gene Ontology annotation, biological process: microtubule-based movement. The coding region runs from base 153 to 812 and encodes 219 amino acids. Gene Ontology annotation, cellular component: cytoplasm; cytoplasmic dynein complex. Gene Ontology annotation, molecular function: dynein intermediate chain binding. The record is from RefSeq and is a predicted model, not a curated record.